This is a messenger RNA of Dryobates pubescens (Downy woodpecker), 717 nucleotides long. It is a transcript of the gene CRIPT, whose product is annotated as CXXC repeat containing interactor of PDZ3 domain. Gene Ontology annotation, biological process: cytoplasmic microtubule organization. The transcript is spliced from 5 exons. The record is from RefSeq and is a predicted model, not a curated record. Gene Ontology annotation, molecular function: PDZ domain binding; microtubule binding. The coding region runs from base 77 to 382 and encodes 101 amino acids. NCBI's taxonomy places the organism in Eukaryota, Metazoa, Chordata, Aves, Piciformes, Picidae. Gene Ontology annotation, cellular component: dendrite.
AGCGGAAACCGGCGUCAGCCGCGCGCCAGUGCCGGGGCGGAGCCGGAAGCAGCUGUUUGCUGUGGUGGUGGCCGCCAUGGUGUGCGACAAGUGCGAGAAGAAACUCGGUAGGGUAAUCACUCCUGAUACGUGGAAAGAUGGUGCAAGAAACACUACAGAAAGUGGUGGCCGCAAGUUAAAUGAAAACAAGGCACUGACCUCGAAGAAGGCAAGAUUUGAUCCGUAUGGAAAGAACAAAUUUGCAAUAUGUCGGAUUUGUAAGAGUUCUGUCCAUCAACCAGGGUCUCACUAUUGUCAAGGAUGUGCCUAUAAAAAAGGCAUUUGCUCAAUGUGUGGCAAGAAGGUCUUGGAUACGAAGAACUACAAGCAAACUUCUGUCUAAUAAAAUUGACUAGUCUUUUUAUGAACUUUUGUCUUCAACUUCUGUACAGCAACUUUUCUCUAAAAUAGUUUGUAAAUAUUACUUUCUGAAAGAUAAUACAUUUACUUGGAAUGAGAUGAGAGUUAGAGGCAGCCUGAAUGUUCACCUGGAAAUGUAUGUAAUACUUGAUUUUUAUUGUUGUAGCACUAAUGUUAACUGAUAUUUAAAGACAGUGGUUUGCAGCAAUUGCUACAUUUGAAAGUGAAUGAGAAGAUCCUGCAGGAAAGCUUGAACCUGUAUUUCCAUCAUCACACAGAUCUUUGAGAUUAACACUUUUAUUCUUUUGUUGUAUCUGC